Messenger RNA from Pochonia chlamydosporia 170, 1773 nucleotides. RefSeq names its product amino acid transporter. NCBI's taxonomy places the organism in Eukaryota, Fungi, Ascomycota, Sordariomycetes, Hypocreales, Clavicipitaceae. Gene Ontology annotation, molecular function: amino acid transmembrane transporter activity. The transcript has 4 exons. The record is from RefSeq and is a predicted model, not a curated record. Gene Ontology annotation, biological process: amino acid transmembrane transport. Gene Ontology annotation, cellular component: vacuolar membrane. Bases 1 to 1773 code for a protein of 590 amino acids.
AUGGACAACCAUGAGAAAGUAGCAGAAGACGAAGCUUCUCGCCAAGUCUCCAAUGGAAUUGUACACGAUGACAAGAAUGGACCGGUCAAUCUCGCGAUUCCACCCAGACUGCGACGCCUUCACGACCCAGAGGUCUCGUUUCAAGAAUAUCAACACUACGCACGUAUUACUAGAGCAGAACAGGAUGCGCUGCCCAAACCGACUGGGAAAAAGAAUCUGCUGAUGUAUCUCAUCCCGAAUCUGCAAAAGGCAGAAACAGGGCCAGCAGAUGUUGCUGUUCGCCCCGACGUCAAUACUUCGGACAUUGAGCAGCGCAAAACUAUUACCGAUGAAGAGUGGACGAAUGCCUCUAGAGCUUUGAGAACUGCUGGUACCGGUGCCAUAUUCUAUCUCAUUACCACCGAUAUCUUGGGCCCCUUUGGACUGCCCUACGCAUUCGCUACAACAGGUUGGGGACCGGGCACUGCUCUUUAUACUGUAUUUGGGUUCAUGGCAGGUUUCUCCGGUUAUCUGCUCUGGGAUUGCUUCAUGGGACUUGAUUCUUUCCAAUUUCCAGUCAAAUCUUUCGGAGACAUUGGCUUCCGUGUGUAUGGGACAUGGUGCCGCUACCUGUUCAACAUCCUCCAAGCCAUCCAGCUUAUCUGCAACGUCGGUGCCAUCAUCAUUUCCAACGGAGAAGCACUCUCAGAAGCUGCCAAAUUCAAGCUAUGUUACGCAAUCUGCUGUCUUGUAUGGGCUCUCGCCGGCUUCGUCCUGGGCCAAAUCCGCACAUUGCAAAAGUUCACCUGGCUCGCCAACGUCGCCGUCUUUCUCAAUCUAACCAUCAUGUUCAUCACAAUGGGCGCCGCAGCACAUACAGAUCCCCUCUAUUCUGCAUCCGCCUCAUCGGCUGGGUAUUCUAUUGACCCUGCCCUUGUUACUCCCGUCAAUGGCACGUAUCCUCCGGUCCAGCACAGCGGAGGUCUUCCCUCCUCCAAUUUUGCUGCCUCACUCAACGGAGCCAUGCAAGCAGUCUACUCAUACGGCGGAUCCAUGAUCUUUCCGGAGUUCAUGGCCGAGAUUAGACGACCAAGAGAUUUCCUGAAAGGGAUGUGGUCUGCUCAGCUCUUCAUUUACGUCUGCUAUAUGCUCUACGGGCUUUUCAUGUACGGAUAUCAGGGACAAUAUGUCCAAACGCCCGCAUACCUCGGCAUUUCUGCCUAUGGGCUGCAGACCGCCGGUAACUCCUUGGCCAUUGUAUCGGCUCUCAUUGCUGCUACGCUCUACGGUAACAUUGGUAUCAAAGUCCUGUAUAACAACGUGCUUGUCGAGUUCUUCAAGGCGCCUCCUCUGGAAAGCAAACGGGGCAGAUACAUUUGGUUUGCUCUUGUGCCAAUCUACUGGUCCGUCGCCUACGUAAUCGGCGCAUCGAUUCCCGAUUUUGCUGGAUUCACCGGCAUCGUCGCUGCUGUCUGUAUCUUACAGUUCACGUAUUCUUUCCCACCGCUUCUGCAUUUAGGCUACCAAAUUCAGAAGUCCGCCAUGGAAGGGGAAACAGGUUUUGACGCCAGCACUGGUGAGCUUGCGGUGCAGGAUCGUGGAAUCAAGCGCUGGGUUCGUGGUUUCUUAGGGAAGCGUUGGUAUCUCAACGUCUUUAAUCUUUUGUACUUUCUUGGUGCAAUGGCUCUGUGUGGUCUCGGUAUCUACGCCUCGGUGAAAAACUUGAUUCAGAUUUACGCGGUCCCUCAGCUGAAUGCGUUUGGUUGCACAUCCCCGUUGGAGGUUUCUGCAUGA